Molecule: messenger RNA, 438 nt
Organism: Oppiella nova
Lineage: Eukaryota; Metazoa; Arthropoda; Arachnida; Sarcoptiformes; Oppiidae
Source: the annotation of a GenBank genome assembly
UCCAUACGAUAUCUCCUAAAGUAUGCCGGAGUCGACUUCAAUGAAAAGCGCUAUGAUCCGGCAAACAAAGAGACCUGGUACACGGUUAAGCCUAACUUAGGUCUGGAUAUCCCAAAAGUUCCCUAUUAUAUGGAAGGAGACAUAAAACUGUCCCAAAGUGUGGUAAUAAUGAGAUACUUGGCGCGAAAGCACGGACUGGUGGCCAGGGAUGACCCCACACUCGGCCGGCAAGAGAUGGUUGAGCAACAACUCAUGGACAUGUUUAAGGGUUAUAUCACCACUUUGAUCGAUACUGGCGACGAUGACGCCAAAUGGAAAGACUAUUGCACCGGUACUCUAAAGCAACAGUUGACUCUAUUGGUGAAGUUCUUGGGGGAUAAGCAGUGGCUGAUCGGACAGUUGUCUUAUGUGGACUUCUUGGCCUACGAGAUACUGGAC